CACAGGGAGACCCAGGCAGAGGCAGCACGUCCGCCCGCAGAGCCCGAUCACACCGCAUAGCGUUACUGCCGCCGUCUGCACCGACACUCAUAUCCACGCUCUCUCCUCAAAUGGAUGUCUCCUCUGAUAACAACCUUUGACACUGGACGCUUGUAGAUGCGUUCAACGCUCAAAAACCUCCUACCCGGCUUGCUUUUGAGGUAACUGGUUUGUCUCGACGACAGAGCGAGAGAGGGAGAGAGCGAGAGAGAGAGGACCACACUCCCCCCCCUCCACCCUCUCAUCGUUAGCUCGCUAAGCUACCUAGCCCGCUAACUUACGCUAGCUGUGAUACUUUGGACCGUGUCGGUGUCAGUUUUCUGCCUCGUAGCUAGCCUGCGGUCUGAGGAGCCCCGCCACUCUAGGAGCAUGUUUGAGUGACGGGCAAAGGAGGAAGUGGGAUCUCUGACGCUCCGCCCUCUCUGCUGGUGGAGCACCCUGCACAUCUGACCAGAGACCCCUUUAGUCACUCAGACAGGAUGCGGAGGUUCGCCUACUGUAAGGUGGUGUUGGCCACCUCUCUGGUUUGGGUCAUGCUGGACAUGUUCAUUCUGCUCUACUUCAGCGAGUGCAACAAGUGUGACGACAAGAAGGAGAGAGGACUGCCCGGUAGAGACGACACCCUGACCAGGCCGCGGGACGGGCCCGGUGAGGGGGGGAAGCCUGUGGUGAUCCCUAAGGAGAACCAGGAGAAGAUGAAGGAGAUGUUUAAGAUCAACCAGUUCAACCUCAUGGCCUCUGAGAUGAUUGCUCUCAAUCGUACGCUGCCAGACGUCCGCCUGGAAGGGUGCAAGAACAAGUUAUACCCUGAUAACCUUCCUCGUACCAGCGUGGUGAUUGUAUUUCACAACGAGGCAUGGAGCACGCUGCUGCGAACCGUCCACUCCGUUAUUGACCGCUCUCCACACACACUGCUGGAGGAGAUUGUCCUGGUGGACGAUGCCAGUGAGAGAGAUUUCCUAAAGCGACCAUUAGAGCAGUAUGUUAAGAGACUGGAAGUCCCUGUCAAAGUGGUGAGGAUGGAGCAGAGGUCCGGUCUCAUCCGAGCUCGCCUCAAGGGAGCGUCCUUCUCCACUGGCCAGGUCAUAACCUUUCUGGAUGCUCAUUGUGAAUGCACGACAGGGUGGCUCGAGCCUCUGCUGGCCCGCAUCAAGCAAGACAAGAGAACAGUGGUAUGCCCCAUCAUUGACGUGAUCAGUGAUGAUACUUUCGAGUACAUGGCAGGAUCUGACAUGACAUACGGAGGCUUCAACUGGAAGCUCAACUUCCGCUGGUACCCUGUGCCCCAGAGAGAGAUGGACCGCCGCAAAGGAGACCGCACACUGCCUGUCAGGACUCCCACCAUGGCAGGCGGCUUGUUCUCCAUAGACAGAGAUUAUUUCCAGGAGAUCGGCACGUAUGACGCCGGCAUGGACAUCUGGGGUGGAGAGAACCUGGAAAUCUCUUUCAGAAUCUGGCAGUGCGGGGGAACUCUAGAGAUUGUUACAUGCUCUCACGUGGGUCACGUGUUCAGAAAGGCGACGCCCUACACCUUUCCCGGAGGAACGGGACAGAUCAUCAAUAAAAACAACCGGAGGCUGGCAGAAGUCUGGAUGGAUGAAUUUAAAAACUUCUUCUAUAUCAUUUCACCUGGUGUGACCAAAGUGGACUAUGGUGACAUCACGUCUCGCUCGGCUCUAAGGCAAAAGCUUCAAUGUAAACCCUUCAGCUGGUACUUGGAGAGCGUCUACCCUGACUCCCAGAUCCCCAGGCACUAUUAUUCGCUGGGAGAGAUCCGUAAUGUGGAGACCAACCAGUGCCUGGACAACAUGGCUCGCAAAGAGAACGAGAAGGUCGGCAUUUUCAACUGCCACGGCAUGGGGGGCAACCAGGUUUUCUCCUACACGGCUAAUAAGGAGAUCAGGACGGACGACUUGUGUCUAGAUGUGUCCAAGCUAAAUGGACCCGUCAUGAUGCUAAAGUGCCAUCACCUCAAAGGCAACCAGCUGUGGGAGUACGACCCUGUGAAGCUGACCCUGAUCCACGUAAACAGUAACCAGUGUCUGGACAAGGCCAGCGAGGAGGACAGCCAGGUGCCCAGCGUCAGAGACUGCACACACACACGCUCCCAACAGUGGCUGCUCCGCAACGUCACACUACCAGAGGUCUUCUGACCACACUCCGCACACUCACAAACACACACACUCACACACACAGCGGCCCAGAGUAAGCAAUCAGGGGAAAGGACGUGUUUGUUAAAAUUGGGCACCGAGAAAGGAAAGACUUCCCACGAGGGGACUCGGGAAGGGAGGAGGACAGAUCGGACGGUACUACCUCUGCCGGAGAUCAGAGGGAGGAGUGUGUUUGACCCUCCUCAGAGCGAGAAGACAGGAAAGACUCCCUCUAGGAGCCGAUGGCUGUUGUUUUACAUUUGUUUUUUUGUUGUUUUUUUUAAAGACUCCUCGUGUGCGUGAAUAUGAGACUGACAGAGGCGAGGUCCUGCACUCACAGCUUCCCUGGACAAAGCAGUCCACCCUUCAACUCAUCAUUUAACGUUUACUGUCUGCCUGUUAAGAGAGUGUGUGUGCACUUAUUUGUGUUUGAAUGGAUGGAGAUGAAUGUAUGCUUUGAGAAGGGGGCUGAAUUCUUUGUUGAUUUCUUUUUUUUUUAUUUAAUUUUUUGUAAUGGAUUUUAAAAAUGAACUCUGGUGAACUCCUAUGAAGAAGUGUGUGUGUGUGUGUGUGUGUGUGUGUGUGUGUGUGUGUGUGUGUGUGUGUGUGUGUGUGUGUGUGUGUGUGUGUGUGUGUGUGUGUGUGUGUGUGUGUGUGUGUGUGUGUGUGUGUGUGUGUGUGUGAGAGAGUCUAUCCUGUGUGCCUGUGUCAGAGCUCCUCCUACAGUCUUGCAGCAGUGUAUGUCUCCCUCUGGUGUUACUCCUCAACAUUUCAUCCUACAGACUGAAGCCUCCUCGCCGAGGAAUUCCAAGGGACACAUAAAAAAAGUGAGAGGACUGAACACAACGUCUGCAUCAGCAGAGAUCUAGAGAUAGAGAAAUAUGAUGUUUGUGAUAUCUUGAGAUUUCUAUGUCCAGUUUUUACAUGGCUUUGUGUGUUUCUACAGUCCUGUGAGAGUGCCACAGAGCAGUAGUCUGUCCGUCUAUGUUGUCUUUAAAGAUGUUUAACAUAGAGCUAACACAUACACACAUGCACACACACACACAGAGAACUCUGCAUAUGUAAUUGAUGCUCACUGCCUAAUGUAGUGUUAAACCAUAGGGAGUUCUCCCAUAAUACACUACACAAUCUCUCACUCUCACACACACACACACACACACACACACACACACACACACACACACACACACACACACACACACACACACACACACACACACACACACACACACACACCUCCUGUAUACAUAUAGGAAAAAAGGCUGUGCUAGCCUGAUAAUUUAAUCCAUUUUGUCAUAUCUUCUUCUCAACGACCUCUUAAAAAAAUACACUCCAAGGGCUUCUUUCCUCCAGUGGAGUGUGCGGGUGCGUCAGUGUGGAUGUGGAUGUGAGCAUGUGUCUUCAAUACUAAUCCCAGUCCCAUCAACCUCCCUGUGUACGUAGAAACAAACAGCUCUCCGAUUCCUCGCUGUUGGACAGCCAGAGCCCGUAGUGUAGACUGACGGCAGAUCAGCGUAUCCCUGCUUCCAUUGUACAAAAGAGCAAAAAGCUGCUUUUAUUUCCUAACAAGAGCCAAGUCCCUGCACUCUCCUGAGGACAUGUAUACAGUAGGAAAGAGACUGCAGCUGUUAGAAUAGCAAAUGUCACUGAGGUGUGUUUGGAGACUUAAUCAGGGACAGAAUAAGGAGCGAAAAGGGUCGUACUGUGGAUUACAAAUAGCACAGCAAGCAGCAGCAGCAGACAUAUCUUAAUCCAUGACUACAUAUCUCACUCUGCAAGCUCACCUGCAGUAUUUCACAAUGGUUUAAUCAUAUCUGAGCGAGCCAGACGGCUCCACAGUAACAUCAAUGCCUCAUUCUCAUUUCAAUCAUCAUGCUUUUUUUCUUCCUUUUUUUAUGUAUCACUCCUGCCACUGCAAGCCAGGGCAGGAGAGGUGAUUUCAUAAUGGAUUUAACUAUUUGGGCUUCCUCCAGUGGAGGAAGGGUUUACACAUAGGACACGUCAUUGAUUCAUUUUUGUUGUGGACACAGUAGCGAGAGGAGGCCGUCAACUGAUUUCAUGUCUGAGCGUGAGUGACUGUGUGGUGAAGAUGCGAGUGUUUUGACUGUGACAUAGAGGGAGUGUAUCGAUUGUUCAGAUUUUUUUGGGGGGUGGGCAGGGGUGGGGUUUGAAGUUAAUUGACAUGUCCAGGGUUCCACACUGAGCUGAUCCAAAUGUAGACAAAUAAAGGUGAAAAAGUUUACAGAACAUGACAAGGAGAAUGUUGAUUUCUGCCUCCUUUUGUCUGCUAACACACACACCCACACACACACACACACACACACACACACCUUUCUCUCCUCACAAACACUAACAGCAGGUGACUGACAUCAACGCUAUUUCAUUUGCACACGAAUAGCAGUCAAAGGUUUAAAUGAGAUGUUUUUGCCUGGUGAUUAAUUAAAUCGACUCAUUUAUAAAUAUAUGUAU
Scomber scombrus (Atlantic mackerel) is the source of this 4658-nucleotide messenger RNA. It is a transcript of the gene galnt1, whose product is annotated as UDP-N-acetyl-alpha-D-galactosamine:polypeptide N-acetylgalactosaminyltransferase 1. NCBI's taxonomy places the organism in Eukaryota, Metazoa, Chordata, Actinopteri, Scombriformes, Scombridae. The record is from RefSeq and is a predicted model, not a curated record. The coding region runs from base 519 to 2192 and encodes 557 amino acids. The transcript is spliced from 14 exons. Gene Ontology annotation, cellular component: Golgi apparatus.